ACUCCGCUUCCUGCCUUGAUGGACAACCUCGUUGAUUUUCUCACGUCCAACUUGUCUUCAAGAAUCCUACCUUGCACUUCUCGUGUCACCUCGAACUGAUUCCGCAGCUGACAAGUCGCACACACCUUUUGACAAAACGCGAUCACCCACAGCAAGCAGUAUCUAAUAACACGACUAGAAGAUUGACAACACACAGCGGGCCUCUAUGUCUGACCUACCAACAUUAAAAUGGGGGCUUGUCGGUGCGUAGCAAAGCUCGGAACAGAGAACCGCUGAAAACCUGACUCUGCCACCAGGGACUGGUACGAACUGCUCACCCGGCCACCAACACCUUGAUCAAGAGCUCACUUCAUAUGACAGGAAUGAUCAGUGAAUGGUUCGUUACCGAUGUACUCCAGCCUCAAUGGCCAGGAAAGAGCGCCCAUCAUGUCAUAGCAGCAGUCGGAAGCUCGAGCUUGGAGAAAGGCCAGGCAUUUGUGAAGAAGCACAUUCACGCCCUGCGUCCCGCCGCCCAGCCCAAUGUUUACGGAUCCUAUCACGAAGUUUAUCAGGACCCAGAAGUGGAGUGUGUGUACAUUGGCACUCCUCACAGCUUCCACAAGCAGAGCUGUCUAGAUGCCAUUGCUGCUGGCAAACAUGUUCUGUGUGAGAAGCCAUUCGCCAUGAACGCUGGAGAGGCUGCUGAGGUCUUCGACGCGGCCAAGAAGGCCAAUGUAUUCAUCAUGGAGGCCAUGUGGACUCGGUUCUUUCCGCUGGUCAAAGAGCUACAGCGCCUACUAUUUGAUGAGCACAAGGUAGGCAGGAUCUACCGGACCUUCUGCGACUUCGGUUUGGAGCUCGAUAUCGCCAGCCUACCAGCAAACAGUCGCUACAAAGACCCUGCACUUGGCGCUGGAAGCUUGCUAGACAUUGGCAUCUAUUCGCUGACCUGGGGAAUUAUUACCUUAACCAACCGAGUGGGCGAUGAUGCAGUCGAUCCAGACGUUCAGAGUACGCAAACGCUAGAGCACGGAGUCGAUGUGGCUAGCUCUAUCUUGCUACGAUAUCCCGGUGAUGGUAGACAGGCGAUCUGCACCUCUACUACUAACGUGCCGUCCAAGUACAACUUCUGCAGGGUCGAGGGUUCGUUAGGGACUCUGAAGAUUCACGGUCCUGAGCCGAGCCAUCCGGAAGGCUUCACGUUCUUCCCGAAAGGCAAUGGCCCACCGGAGCACUUCGAUUUUCCUAAGCCAGGACGCGGAUUCUUCUGGGAAGCUGAUAGCGUUGCUGCGGACAUCACGGCAGGACGCACGGAAAAUGCGAUCAUGCCACAUUCAGAGACUUUGCGUCUAAUGCGGAUCAUGGAUGGCGUGCGACAACGAGGAAACGCCAAGUUCCCUGUUGACGAUUGGGAAUAACUUCACUAUAACGGCAAUUUGGAGUUGACCCGUUCGACUGCUUGACAGUAUAUCCAGCAUAGCACCGGUGAUAGCACAAUUAAGCUUUCGUUCCUGGGAAAGUAGUCUGUCACUUUAGCCGGGAGCAUGAGUGCGUUGCUUGGCUCUUUUUGGCAUUUGGCGAUGCAGCUCAUGCGUUGGCUCUGCAACGGUGUCGCGCAUGGCUCGUGUCAAUGGA
Cercospora beticola is the source of this 1614-nucleotide messenger RNA. RefSeq names its product Gfo/Idh/MocA family protein. The record is from RefSeq and is a predicted model, not a curated record. Lineage: Eukaryota; Fungi; Ascomycota; Dothideomycetes; Mycosphaerellales; Mycosphaerellaceae. Gene Ontology annotation, molecular function: nucleotide binding.